GGGUGACUGCGCAACGCGGCCGCAGCGGCGCUUGUCCCUCUCGGCGACCCGUCGGCAGCGACGCUGUUGCCACGGUGACAACGCUCCCGUUGGACCUCCCACGAGGCUCCCCGCGCGGGCUCGGCUGCGGGGAAGCUUCGACCCGCUUCCCCGCGCAGUCAGGAGGUAGGGACGCACCCCGAGCAUCCGGCGGCGCCCCGUUGUAGGAUGGAAAGCGAGGGCGACAGUUGUUCGUGGGCAGGGAGCGAAGACCACGAGGUCGUCUGCGAAAAGCGUCUGUUUAAGUCCAGGUUGCCGGAGUGCCUCGCCCAGGUGGCGUGCAGUCACCAGCACUGCGCCUUCCCGCUGAAUCGGAACGAGCUGUGCGUCUGGAAUACAGCUGGCAGCCCCGCUGCACAGCCAUUACGUUUGUUAGGACAUCAGCACUCAAUUUCUGCACUGUCAUUUGGAAGUAAAAUCAAUCCACUUCUCGUCUGCUCAGCUUCCCGUGAGCGUGUGGUAGUGUGGAAUCUUGAUGAAUGCACACAGAAACUGAAAGAAGGGUUAACACCUCAAGGAAUUAUUAUUGGAACUCUUCUGAGAUUGGUGCUUCAUGUGAGGUUUAGUCCAGAUGAUCAACAAGUGGCGGUAUGUGCUGGAAGUCGAAUCUACAUGUUAAGUGCAAAGAAUGAAGCUAUACUAGUUGAAUUGAAUGGCCACCUGGCUCCAGUGACUGCUGCUGAGUUUUGCACAUGGGAGAAAAAUAUGCUUAUAUCAGUGUCUGAAGACAGAAGCUUUAAGGUAUGGGACUAUUCUACUGGAUUGUUAAUGUAUCAGUCAGGAGUAUUAACAGGAUUUCCUUUGCUAAGUCUGCUAAUUGAUGAAGAAAAGAGACAGAUCAUCACUGGAUGUGCUGAAGGACAGCUUUGGAUCUUCAGUUUAAUCAGUGAUCAUAAUUAUCGUUGUGUGGCACGUAUUGACUUAAAGAAAGAGCAAGAGAAAUUCUACAAUAAAAUCUGGAAAUCUGAAGAAGAAUUAGGUGAAAGGCAAAAUGCUUCUGAGCUUUGCAAAACAAACAGCAUGAAACCAAAGGGGUCAGUGGAAACAUCAUUGCCUGUCCUCCUAAUUGAACACUGUGACUAUUCAGUAUGUUUCCAUAAUGGAGGAAAUAUGUCCUGUGCCCUGAAUAGAAGCUAUUUUUGGAUAGGAACCUCUGCUGGCUUGUUAUUAAUAAAUCUAGCAAACUUGGAAUUGGAAGCAUUUUUAUGUUACAAAGAUUACAGUGGCCUCAGCAUUCGAUUUGCUAGAUUGUGUUCAUUAAUGAAGAAAGCGGUUAAUGGAAAGGUUUUAUGCUUGAUCACCUCGAUAUUUGAAGACAUGAUUGCUGUAUUGGAAGUUAACCUUGCUUUGUUGGUGACAUCUCAGCAGAGUGGUAUUCUUAAAAGUGGAAAUGAGGAGAGUCUAUCAGUCAUUGCCAGGUGUCCUCUGUUGCCAAGAUCUCCAUUGUGUACAAAUUUAAAUAAAAAUAAAAAACAUCCAAGUAAAACACAUGGAGUGAAAAGCACCGUGAAAGAUCAACCAUUGGUUUUUCAUAAUAAAAUUAGGUCAUCAGGCUAUACAGCUGCACCACAAAUGACCAUGUUUUCUCCAAAUACUAACCUGAAGAAAAAUAAUGUAUCAAAGUGCAAGACCAGUUUUAAAUGUGCAAAUCAAGAAUAUCCAGUGGAAAGUUCUCCUCCAAUCUACCAUGAGGCAGAAAUAUCUGUUAGUUGUAAACCAACUCGAAUUUGUUGCAUUCAGUAUUCUGGGGAUGGAAAUUAUCUGGCUUGUGGGCUGGCUAACAAGACUGUACUGAUAUUCAACUCCGAUCUCACCAACACACAUCAUGUUUUUGGAGGUCAUGAUGGUGCAGUGAACUCUGUUGGCUGGAGUCAUGACAAGAAGUGGAUAGUUUCUGCGUCGGAUGAUAGAACUGUAAGGGUCUGGUCAGUCUGCAAGAAUGAGCCUGCCCUAAUUCUGGGAAAAGAAAUGUUCCACAGGGCUGUAGGCUUUGCACAGUUUUAUUUUAUGGAUACAUUUAUCUUGCUGUGUUGUGGAGCUGAAUUUCAUCUAUUAAGUUUCCACCUAGAUGCAACAAAGGAUGAUCUAAGACGAUACAAACAGAAAAGUAUUUGCAGAUUGGUACAAAAAUUUCCCAUGGCUUCAACAACAGAAAUCACCAGCCUUUCAGCAGUGAAUGAUUUCUACUCAUAUAUUGUACUUACAGCUGGCAGUAACCGAGCACUGGAAGUUUUUGAUCUCAAUGCAGGCUGCAGCACAGCAGUGAUACCAGAAGUUCACACUAGAGCUGUCCAUCAGAUCUGUCAAAACAAGGGAUCAGCAUUCAGCACUCAGAAACCUGAAGCUUACAACCUUUUCAUGACCACAGCUGUAGGUGAUGGCAUCAAACUCUGGGAUUUAAGAACUCUCAAGUGUGAACGUCGAUUUGAAGGCCAUGGUAGCCGCUCCUACCCAUGUGGAAUUGCAGUAUCUCCUUGUGGGAAGUUUAUAGCCAGUGGAUCAGAUGACAAGUGUGCUUACAUAUAUGAGAUGCAUUCGAAUACCUUUUCAUAUAAACUGGGAGGAUACACAGAAUCUGUCAUUAAUGUGGCUUUUAGUCCCUUUUCACCACAGCAUCUACAUAUCUGUGUUUCACCAUUCUGAUAUCACAGUUUGACACCACCGCAAACAAGGAAUGGACAUUUGUAGUUCAUCUAGUCCAAUCCAUCUGCUUAAGUGGAGUCACCUACAAAUGGUUGCUCAGGAUCACAUCUCUGCAACUUUUGAAUAUUUCUGAGGGUAUAGACUCCAUAAUCUCUCUGGGAAAUCUGACAGACAUCUGAAUGUUUUAUGAUAUUGAAGACUGCUUUCAAUAUUCUGAAAUUUUGCUGAAAUCUUUCUCUAUUGCCCCUAAUUUAAAAUGCAAUAGACAAAAGAAACAUGUGGAUAUGUGGUUUGAAAAAAACAAACAAACAAGAAGCAGCCAGACUAACAGCUGUCCUCUAGUUUGUGCAAAUUUGCAUCUGCUGCACAGGACUUGAACUGAGGUGGCAGAAGGAUGCAGAAGAUGCUAUGUUGUAUUGUUAGUCCAGCCAUGUAAGUUUUGAAGAGGAGUCCUUAGAAAGAGCAAUCAUGGAAAAACUUAAACUCUUUCCUAGUUCCCAGCCUAAUAACCAAAUAAGGAAAAACUUGGAUCAGACUUCUUAUUGAAGACGUAGGGACAGAAACACUCUGCAGAAUGAAUCUUGAUAAUACAUGCAACAAAUCCAUCUCUCUUGAUCUAAAAUAUUCUUUUUAUUCCAUUACUACCCUCUGGAAGCGAGUAAACGUUGGUGCAGGUUAUUGUUUGGAGUCACCUGGAAUGGCACUGAAAUAUCUGUUGUGCAUGUAACUGCAGCCAUAUGCCAUAACAUACCGGAGGUUCUCUGUUCUCUUUCUAGCAUCAGUUUCUCUGAUAUGGUAUCAGUGCUUGUUGAAGAUCUUCUACCAUGAGGAGCUGUGAUUUUAAUAGUACCUAAAAAAUUGUUAGUUCUUGUGCAGAAGAGCUUGCCAUUUUAAUUGCAAAUAUAUAAGGAGAACAUGCAGUGAAACAUUCAGAAGCAAGAACACCCUUAUGGAUCCCAGUAGUCAAUCAGCUGUUACAACAGCAUAGCUCAUAAGGAAAUAUUUUCAGGAAAAUGUUCUAGACCUUGAAUACCAAGUGAAGUGAGUUUUCCACUUCCCAGUCCAUGAUAAGACCCUGAACCCUGGGAAAGGACAGGAGUUAAGGCAUAUCCUUGAUUUUAUCAAUUCCCUGUUGGCUCUAUUUUCAAACAGUUCCCUGUUCAGCAUGCUGCUUUUACAGAUUUAAUUCUGAGGAACAUAUCUUUUCAUAUGCCCUUUUAUGGAGUCCUGAGAUGGUUUUAUUGACAGUUGCAUGGUCAAAUUUUGUGGUAGAAAGAUCAUUUGCAACUGAGAUAUAACUGUCAAUCUUAUCAGUUAAACCAAUGGAAAUUUGGAACAACAGUAAAAUUACCCUGUUCAAAACUGGGCAGAGAUGAAAAUAUGUUCCAAAGUAUCUCAUUGUUCUUACAAGUGAAAUAUUUUUGUGACGUUCAUAUUCUACAUUUCAACCCACUCAAGAUUUUUCAGCAGAGACAAUUCUUUGUGAGUCUCUGAUAGUGUCUACCAAGCAGAUUUAGGAAUACCUAAAGCUAGUGAUAAUAUUUCUUGGUGAGAUAAAUCAUGAACAUAUAGAGAUUAGAUCUAACCUUUUGUGAUUGCUGGUGACUGUCCUUUUAAUUCCAGUUGCAGCAGGAUUUCACUCAGGAAUGCUGACAUUUCCCUGCUUUUUUACCAGAAGGAAAUUUUAGCAAAGAAGCAUUCAUUUUGAAUAUGACAUCUCAAAAAGGAAAUAUCAGAUAUAUAAGUUCACAGGCUGUUUAGAUACUGUAAAUUUUGAAUAAAUAGUACAAGAAGGGGAUAUGUUAUUCUAGCAACAAAAGGUUGUAACAAGUUCAGUGCUGCUGUUGUGUGGGUGAGCCAGAGAAGCAAGACAUUGUUAAUUCCCUGAGCAUAACAUCCUGAAGCAAAACAGCUGGAUUUUACUCUGUGUUUUUAUGUUAAUUGAUAUUUAUUCAGAAAGAUAUAGCAAUAUUGACAUAGCACUUUUGUUUAAAUGCAGAUUCCAUUGUGGGUUCGGUAGGAAAUACUCUGAAAUGUUGUAUUUGGCUGUAUUGAACUUGAGACAUGCAGUGAGUGAUUUGACUUCCUUAUGAUCAAAUGUUCAGCAGACAGCUAGAACCAUUACUUUUUUCUCAGACUCAUUAUGUUUAUGUGAAAUCAAUUUCAAAUGGUGUUUACAACAUUGAAAAUACUGUAUUGUUUCUUUUGUUUGUUUUUUUGUUUCUUUUUCCUUCAUCAUUCCCUAUCCACUAAAAAUUUCUUCACUCUUCCUUUCUUCUACAUCUAAACAUGUUAAAAGAAGUUUACCAGGAAUAUAUUUUUACUUUCUUGUAGAUAAACAGAGUGAUACAUCAAUAUAUAGUUGUAAUUAAAAUUGGAAAAACUGAAUUUAUUUGAAAAGGCUGAAUAAUUCUGAUGGAGGACUACUUUAAUAAUGUAGAUACAGUGUAUUUGCCUAUUUCUGUCAUUGUUGCCUCGCAAUCUUGCCAAUGGCAAGUCAAAAAUCUAUAUUUUAUAUUGAAAAUUAUUUAACAUUGAAAUAUUUGAUUCAGUCUGAAUCUGAAAGCAAAGGACACUAAGCUAGAUUUCUGAAUGAUGAUGUAGGUUUAUGUGAGGCAUGAAAUGUAGCUGUGGUCUGUAAUGAAGUUUACUUUCUAUUCACGAAACAUACACAGUAAUGAAUUUCCUUCAUUGCUAUGCAUCAGUACCUUGAUCCUGACCAGGGUGUAUCAUUUCUGGCAAAGAAAAGUGUAGUUCAGCCUCUGUAAUCUCACAUCUAUUUCCUCAGCAUUGCUAUCUUCUUUAUACAGACAUAUAUGGACACAUAUAUGAACACAUUCCCACUAGCAGAGUAAGCCACCCACUUGUGUAGAAAUGAGUAAUGCUUUGUAUCUGAUAAGUCCCAGACUGAAUUUGAGUUAGUUGCUUUAAGUAUCAGGCUAUGUGGAUCUUCAAGUAGACCCCAAGGUGUCACUUACCAGAAUGGAGUGUCUGUUGAGGCAGAAUUUUAUGAUGGAACCAGAUUUAAUAAAGAUUAUGUGAAAAAAAAAUAAAGUAAUUAAUAAGUUCUUUUCUAAGUUCACUUUUUAUUGCUAAGCUGUUUGGGAGUUUUAAUAUGUCUGUUCUUUCACACUUCAGCUUUCUUUAUCAUGCUACGAAAUCAGCUACUAAUACUGAUAUUUCAAUGGGAAAGAUAUGAUGUCACAAAGCCCAAGCAAAUACAAGGAUUUAAUUCAAAAAUAUAAACUCUGAAGAAAGAGGACACUACAGAAGUGAGCAAAGGUCACACAAAAGGAAGGAAAAAAUAAAGGCAAUUUAUUUAAGUUCAUGACAUAAGUUUUACACAGAACAUUCACCCGCCAGUUCCGUCAAACACUGUAUAUGAGAGUGCUUAAAACAUGUUAUAAAGAAUUCUCCAGUGUCAUCACAGCUCAAUCCAUGCUUUUAUUCAGUCUGGCCCUUUAAAACUUUUCUGUUAUUUAUUCAGUCAUGUCCUUUUGUUUGUGUUCUAGCAGCUGGGAUUUGAUGUAUUGAUGUGUACUUACGUAAGGAACAUUUACCACCACUUUGUCCUAGCGCUCUGCACACAUCAGGGUUUACUGCCAAAAUGGCAUGUUUUCUGGAAUGGAAAUAUUUAAUAUGGUCUAUUAAAAGAAAAAUGGUAUUUGGGGGCCUAUGUAAGUUGUCAUUACUAAUGCGGUAGCAAGAAAGAAACUCGAUUUUUUGAUUGCUGCUAGUUGUAAAGAAUAACUCUGAAUUAUUGUGUUGUUUUACUUAUUGGCUUUUUUAUAUGAAGUUCUGAUCUAAGGCCCCUUGAAGUUAGAGGAAAUUCACUGGACUUAACAAAUAUUGUCUUACCUUUCAAAUCUGGAAAGAGUGCAGGGCUUUUCAUACAUUCCUACUCUGUAUCACACCCAUCUUCAUAGCAUUUGCAUUGUUGUGGUGUUGAAUGCUCUUCCUACAGUGGUACAAGCUUUAUAACUACCUUCUGUCAUAUUUGUUUCUUCAUUUAGCUUUAGAGGCAGAAAAGUAUGAAGUGGAUUUCAUUCUUUUAGGUGAGGAUUUUUGGUGGUAGCUUAUUUUUCUUUAUUGUCUUCCUGGGGAUUUUUAUUCACUUACACAGAUUCUUACCUAUGCUUGAGAAGGCAAAGUUAAGCAAAUGAGAUCCAUUACAGGAGUUUGCAGUUAUUUAGGAUAGCUUAUUCUUUCAGACUUUCUUCAUCAGUACUAUAUUUAAAUGCAAAAGUUUUGUGAUGUUAGUAUAGAAGCAAGAAGAUAAAUAUAAAAUUGAUUCCCAAGCUGUAUUUAAGUCAAGUAAAUUUCACACCUCAGAAAGAGGAAAAAUGAGAGCAUAUCAUCUACGGGUACUAUGAACACAAAGAAGCCUUCAGGUCUUGAAUGACAUUACCUGUACUCUCUAUGUUUUUGUGUGCGUGGAGUUUAUACCUCAAGGAAUUAUGAUUAAAAACUGCUAACCUGUUUUUAUAUUUUCUUUUCAGUUCCUGUUUCUGCAAUAGGAUAUCUGUUUUAACAGUAAAAAAUUCUGUACUUUCUGUGAAAAAAACAUCAUGUGGCUUUGAUGUAACUGAUUGCAUUCUUAGAGUAUAGCUGACAGAUUAAAUAGUCAUCUUUCAAGGAAAAAAAAAAGAUCUUUUCAUAAUUCUAUGUACAUAUCUUCUCUUCUUGUGUUAAACCAUAAAGCCAGAGUUGGUAAAUCCUUCAUGUACUACAGAUCUUCAGGGACAAAGGUAGAAGGCUACAUUGCAUUAGACAUCAUGUUCAGAAUAGGAAAAAUAUAAUAAAAUUCAUUUCCAUAUUGUCUCCUAUUCCUGUUGCUCGUGAUUAUUGCUGUCAAACCAAUGCAGAAUUCAAGAGCAUCUGUUGUACUGGCGGUUCUAUUUUCACUGAUAAACACUAGUUUUCAGUGGUAUUCCUGUCAGUUUCACUUCAGCCACACCAUUUGUCUUCUGACAAUUGUAUAUAGCAGCUACAAUUGUGCCACUUGUAAAUUCAGAGGUCACGUGUACCCAUUCCAAGAUGAUGAAAACAAAAAUCUGUUGUUGUAGGCAUUGAC
Messenger RNA from Gallus gallus (chicken), 7756 nucleotides. It is a transcript of the gene WDR27, whose product is annotated as WD repeat domain 27. The record is from RefSeq and is a predicted model, not a curated record. Gene Ontology annotation, molecular function: protein binding. NCBI's taxonomy places the organism in Eukaryota, Metazoa, Chordata, Aves, Galliformes, Phasianidae. Bases 208 to 2682 code for a protein of 824 amino acids. The transcript is spliced from 24 exons.